UGGGCCGCAAUAAUCCGUUCAGCAUCGAUUCUCUCAUGUCAGAACACACCAGCGAAUAUUUACCACAGCUUAUGCCCGUCGGGCAACGGACGAUGGGGGCAUUGGACUGUUGUUACGAUUGGACCCCUGUGACGACGAACUGUUUUUCUGGAAAUACCAUGAAGGAAAUGGAAGCCUGUUUGCUGUCAGCUGCGAAGGAGCGGCCCAGUCUCGUCGACACCUACCGGAGCACCUACGGCUCGUACCUGGGCGAGUGCUGCGACCAGGGCAGAGGCGACCUGAGCAGCGACGACGGGCUGAAGGGCUCCAGCCCCGGCAUAGACUGCGACCUGCAGAAGAAGCCCUUGCACCCGAAGCUAUCGAACGUGGGAGGGACGCUCGAGACCAAGUCGUUAUGGGACGAAUUCAACGAGCUGGGCACGGAGAUGAUCGUCACCAAAGCUGGCAGAAGGAUGUUUCCAACGUUUCAAGUAAAAAUUUAUGGCAUGGACCCAAUAGCAGAUUAUAUUCUAAUGAUGGAUUUUGUACCUGUUGACGACAAGAGGUACCGGUACGCCUUCCACAGCUCCAGUUGGGUUGUAGCUGGAAAAGCUGACCCGAAUAUGCCUCCCAGAAUGCACGUCCAUCCAGACUCCCCUGCGAAAGGUACUCAGUGGAUGAAACAGGUAGUUUCAUUCGACAAACUCAAACUCACCAACAACCAGAUGGAUGACAACGGACAUAUCAUUUUAAAUUCCAUGCAUCGGUAUCAACCCAGGUUUCAUGUUGUGUAUGUAAACCCAAAAGGAGAGGAUUCCAGUCAAACGCAGAACUUCAAGACCUUCGUCUUUCCAGAAACAAAAUUUACAGCUGUUACAGCAUAUCAAAACCAUAGGAUAACGCAGCUGAAAAUUGCUAGUAAUCCAUUCGCCAAAGGGUUUCGAGACUGUGAUCCUGAGGAAUGGGCACUUCCGGCUGGACUCGCAGAGAUGCUUGCUCAUGUUCCUCCUUCACAAAGAGCAAGAAAUCAACAUAGGCCCAGUUCACUUCAGUUACUUAGUGUAGGACAGUCACCAACAUUUGGAAAAAUAGAGAAAGAUGAAGAAGUGGAUCAACUUUCCAACUCCCUAUUUCCUCGAGUUCUCGGUAACAACAUUCAUGUAGCAAAUCAACAAGCAUGCACAAUUUCACAACCUUACCAUGCAGAUGUCUGCACGUAUGCACCCACGUAUGACAACUACCUUUACCCAAUGAAAUCUCGCACAACUCCAUAUUCCAGACCGACUAUCGCGCCCUACACGGGAUAUAGUGGAACACAAGGUUACAGUACUUUAUAUUCACCCGCUAGACCAAAGCAAACUUCUCAUGAUUUCAGUCCCAGGUGAAAAAUGGUUGUGUGCCUUAAACUUCACUUUGCUCAUGAACUACGGAAAAUAGUGAGAAAUUUCUAUGCACGGUUUCUGAAACGAGAUCUGAUGAAAUUAUUGCAAUGUAAAUGUAUGAUGAAACAUCUACGUGGAGUAAAAAGAUUCUGUUUAUAUUAUUUUGUACAGUAUGUCU
Uloborus diversus is the source of this 1539-nucleotide messenger RNA. Its product is annotated as T-box transcription factor TBX10-like. Gene Ontology annotation, molecular function: DNA-binding transcription factor activity, RNA polymerase II-specific; RNA polymerase II cis-regulatory region sequence-specific DNA binding. NCBI's taxonomy places the organism in Eukaryota, Metazoa, Arthropoda, Arachnida, Araneae, Uloboridae. Bases 36 to 1364 code for a protein of 442 amino acids. The transcript has 8 exons. The record is from RefSeq and is a predicted model, not a curated record. Gene Ontology annotation, biological process: regulation of transcription by RNA polymerase II; cell fate specification; positive regulation of DNA-templated transcription. Gene Ontology annotation, cellular component: nucleus.